Cuscuta campestris is the source of this 1481-nucleotide messenger RNA. The record is from the annotation of a GenBank genome assembly. Lineage: Eukaryota; Viridiplantae; Streptophyta; Magnoliopsida; Solanales; Convolvulaceae.
CUCAGCGUCAAUGCUGAGCGGAUAGUGUUGUUUUCCUUUUUGCUGUCCGUAGGUGAUCAGACAGAUGAACCUAGAGCCGAUCCCAGAGGGCAUUGAGGAGGAGAUGUACGAUGGCGUGGCUGUCUCUUUAAUCUGUUGAUUAUGCUUUAUUUAAUUAACUUUAAUGCUUAUUACGUUUUCGGGCAAGAUCCCAAGUUGUUUGACUUUAAAAAGGCUUCCGCAUUAUUUUAAAUUACUCCGAUGGAUUUUUAUAUGUAUUGAAAAAACGAGUUGGAGAAGGUCAAUCAACUUCUAGGCCACCACUCUUUGACGGAACCAACUAUUCCUAUUGGAAGGAACGGAUGAGAAUCUAUAUCCGUUCCACCAACUUCCAAUUAUGGUUGGUCAUCAAAAACGGAGAGGAAAUCCCGAUGAAGAAAGUUGACGACAAGUUGAUCCCCAAGACCGAAGAUGAGUUUGAUGCCGAGGACAUCAAGAAGAUUGAGAAUUAUGCAAAGGCCAUCAAUAUGCUAUAUUGUGCGGUCAACCCCGAUGACUACCGGAAAAUCUCCUGCUGCACAACUGCCAAGAAGAUGUGGGACAAGCUUGAAGUGACGUACGAAGGUACUGAUCAAGUUCGUGAAGCCAAGAUCGAUUUUCUCACUCAAGAGUACGAAAUGUUCCGAAUGAAAGAAGGUGAGAAAAUCGAUGACAUGUUCGACCGGUUCUCAAAAAUCAUCAACGACCUUCAUGCUCUCAAAAAGACUUACGCCAACAAGGAUCUCGUGAGGAAAAUCCUGUGGAGUCUCACACUUGAAUGGAGGUCAAAAGCCGAUGCAAUCUACGAGUCCAUCGGAGUCUCCAAUGUCACUAUCGACGGGCUAAGAGAGGAGGUUUCAAGCGAUGAUGACAGCGAAUUUGGACUUGUCAUCAAGAAGUUCCACAAGUUCAUGAAGAAGGAAUUUGAGUGGAAGGGAAGGAAGCACGACGGUCGUCCCAAGUGCUACGGCUGUGGCGAGAUUGGCCACAUCAAGCCAAGGUGUCCAAAAGCAAAACACGACAAGGAUAAGCCCGGCUUCAAGAAGCAAAGGGCUUACAUCUUUUGGGGUGGCGAUUCCGGCGACAAAUCAACCGACCAAGAGGAGGGCGAAGCUGCAAAUCUCUGCCUCAUGGCGUACGAAGAUCAAAACGACGACGUCCAAGAGAACAGCGCUGUACAAGUCACAACAGCACUGUCCCAACAGUGAUGUCGCCUGUAGAACAUCGCUGUUCAGUCAAAAUUUUCAAAAAAAAUACCCGUUGGCAUGGGCAUUAAUUACUCCAACAGCCAUUUUUUUUUGAAUUUUGAACGUUGGAACUCUCUUCUCCUAUAUAUUGGAGCCUCUUCUCCUCACUUCUCCACACACAAACACAAAUCUCUUCAUUCCCUUGCAUAUUUUUGUCUUCUCUAAUCGUUUUUUAGAAUUCUUCAUCAUGGGCAAAGAUAAGAACAGGUGACCCAG